AUGAAUCCAUCUAGUUUCACGCUUGUUCUCUUUUUCUUUACUUUGGUCUUGGGUCUCGCAGUACGUUCCUUGAAAUCCAAAAAACCAAAAGGUCAGCUUCCUCCUGGCCCACCUGUCAUUGGGAACUUGUUCCACCUGAUCUUUAACAGACUCUCUCACGUGUGGAUCCACUGCUUGAUGGAGAAAAUGCAGACGGAAAUAGCUUGCUUCCGUUUUUCAGGCAUUAAUGUCAUCACUGUAACCUCAAGCGAGAUUGCCCGAGAAGUGCUUAGGGAAAAAGACGAGGCUCUUGCAGACAGAUCGGAAUCGUACUCGAGCGAUCUCAUAAGCCAUGGCUACAGAGAAGUUAUUUUCUCUUCCUACGGAGAGAGUUGGAAGCGUAUGAAGAAAGUCAUGACCACACAACUAAUGUCUCCGACUAUGUUGAAUAAAACCCUCGGUGAUAGAACCCUUGAAGCAGAUAAUAUCGUCACGUAUGUCUUCAAUCUAUCCCGGUCAGGGUCAAUGACGAAGCCUAUUAACGUGAGAGAUGUUAUCUUAACUUAUUGCCACGCCGUGAUGAUGAGGAUGAUGUUCGGCCAGAGGCAUUUUGAUGAAGUGGCCCAUGAUGGAGGUCUAGGGCUAAAAGAGAAAGAGCACAUGGACGCAAUAUAUCGAGCUCUAGAUUGUUUUUACAGUUUUAACGUAACGAAUUAUAUACCUUUCCUUAGAGGUUGGAACAUCGGUGGAGAGGAGGCGGAAGUUAGAGAAGCGGUUGAUAUUAUCAACAGAUGCAACGACCCUAUCAUCCAUGAGAGAAUGAAUUUAUGGAGGAAGAAAGGAGGAAAAGAGACUAAAGAAGAUUGGCUCGAUACUCUCAUCACGCUAAAAGAUGACCAAGGAAUGCCUUUGUUCACAUUUGAUGAGAUUAGGGCUCAAUGCAAGGAUAUCAAUGUUGCAACAAUUGACAACACCAUGAAUAACGUUGAAUGGACUAUAGCGGAAAUGCUGAAUCAUCCAGAGAUUCUUGAUAAAGCCAUAAGUGAACUGGACAUGGUAGUUGGUAAAGAUAGACUUGUGCAAGAAUCAGACAUACAACAACUCAACUACAUCAAAGCCUGUAGUAGAGAAUCUUUCCGUCUUCACCCAGCUAAUGCCUUCAUACCUCCUCAUAGAGCCCGACAAGAUACAACUCUCGCUGGUUAUUUCAUUCCAAAAGGUAGUCAAGUUCUUGUAAGCCGUGUAGGGCUUGGUCGGAAUCCUAAAAUAUGGGACGAGGCAAACGUGUUUAAGCCAGAGCGACACCUUGAUGGCCGUGUUGGGAGCUCAAUGGAAGUGACUCUGAUGGAGCCUGAGAUGCGGUUUGUGAUAUUCAGCACUGGUAGGCGUGGCUGUGCAGGUACCAAAAUAGGGACAUCCAUGACCAUAAUGUUGCUAGCCAGGCUACUUCAAGGGUUCGAAUGGACCCUUCUAAAUGGUAAAAAUCAAGUUGAGCUCGUUCAUGCAAAUAGCAACUUGUUCAUGGCGAAGCCUCUACUCGCAUGUGCGAAACAUAGGCUGGCUCCAAACUUGUACCCAAAAAUUAAGAUCUAA
Molecule: messenger RNA, 1572 nt
Organism: Eruca vesicaria subsp. sativa (arugula)
Lineage: Eukaryota; Viridiplantae; Streptophyta; Magnoliopsida; Brassicales; Brassicaceae
Source: the annotation of a GenBank genome assembly